Messenger RNA from Fibroporia radiculosa, 615 nucleotides. RefSeq lists its product as uncharacterized. The transcript has 8 exons. Gene Ontology annotation, molecular function: mRNA binding. The coding region runs from base 1 to 615 and encodes 204 amino acids. The record is from RefSeq and is a predicted model, not a curated record. Lineage: Eukaryota; Fungi; Basidiomycota; Agaricomycetes; Polyporales; Fibroporiaceae. Gene Ontology annotation, cellular component: mRNA cleavage factor complex.
AUGUCGAACACAAUUGCCCUUUAUCCUCUUUCCAACUUCACAUUCAGCACCAAAGAAGCCCAACCCGAGGAGGACCCGUCCGUGUCCGCGCGCCUUCAGCGCCUGCAAAAUAAUUAUGAGGACUUCGGCAUGCGACGAACCGUAGAAGGGAUCUUGGUCGUUCAUGACCAUGGUCAUCCCCACAUUCUCAUGUUACAGAUCGCCAAUGCGUUCUUUAAGCUGCCGGGCGAUUAUCUCAAGCCAGGAGAAGACGAGAUUGAGGGUCUCAAGCGUCGUUUGGAUGACCGUCUGGCACCGCCCACCGACUCGCGUCAAUUCAACUCCUCACAUGGUGUAGACAAUGAAUGGGAGAUUGGUGACUGUUUGGCGCAAUGGUGGCGCCCUAACUUUGAGACCUUUAUGUAUCCGUUUAUUCCUGCCCAUAUAACUAAACCAAAAGAGUGCAAGAAGCUGUUUUUGGUCCAAAUGCCGGAACGAAAAGUCCUUGCUGUUCCCAAAAACAUGAAGCUUCUGGCCAUUCCCUUGUUUGAACUAUACGAUAACGCUGCAAGAUACGGUCCUCAGCUCUCUGCAAUUCCUCAUCUUCUUUCUCGAUACAACUUUAUUUACCAGUAG